AGAUUAAUUACUGUACAGCUAAAUUCUUUAAUUCUUUAUCUCAGCAAAACAUCACCGCUAGAUCAUUUAAUUAAUAAAUUCCUAUGGGCGGUCCCAAUAAAACAAUGUUGCUGUCCAUAUAUUUGUAGAAUAUGGGGGAAUCGAGUACAAUUCAUUACAAGGGGAUCACGUCAUUCAUUUCAAUAUUUUUGAGGAACCCCAAAUUCAUGCAGAAUUAUACAGAAUGUCGGUUGUAGAGAGGCUGGGUUAGACAGGUAGGUUUUACUGUAUAUUAAGCACACACCCAGUUUUUUUCCUAAAACAUUACGUAUUGCUUUGUGUUUUGUGAGUCGCGUGACUCCUCCUACCUAUGGGCUGGGAGAUUGAGAGAAAGAACGGGCAGCUGAGUGUAAACAAAACGUCUGUAUAAUUUGACAGCGUGAUUCUGUAUUAAAGAGAAAUCGAAUGAGGACUUUGUGAAACAAAAACAUGUAGAAUAUCUUCAGUCGAGGUCACAGCCCAAAAGGGUUGACAUUUGGGCAUUUUCUGCAAGGUUAUAAUAAUUCUGGAUUAUUAUUAUUGCUGAUUUAUUUUGCAUGAUGGCGUCCCCAGCAGAACAGGAGCUUACUUUGGCAGAAAAUGAAAGCAGCAAGGAAAAAGACCAAACGUUUGGCAUUCUCAGAUUACAAGAAGAAAAAUCGAACCAGGAUAAUACUGCCAGUAAGCAGGCGGGGGAUGGGAGGUGGCAGGCACCCAUAUUCGCAUUAGCCAGGAAAGCCUCGGAGACGCUGUCUGGAAGCAUCCACGUCCUACCGAAAACAGUUGAACAGAAUAAAACGUCUCCUCAUUUUUCCGAGGACUGGGUAUAUAAGGCAAUUAGAGAUCCCAUGGCAAUAGAACGAGCAAACUUGUUGAACAUGGCAAAACUCAGCAUAAAGGGACUGAUUGAAUCUGCUCUGAGUUUUGGUCGUACACUGGACUCCGAUUACCCCCCCCUCCAGCAGUUCUUUGUUGUAAUGGAGCACUGUCUUAAACAUGGCCUUAAAGUGAAGAAGUCUUUCCUGGGCUAUAAUAAAUCUCUUUGGGGACCCCUGGAGCUGGUUGAGAAGCUUUGUCCAGAAGCUGGAGAGAUAGCUGCCAGUGUCCGUGACCUGCCUGGGCUCAAGACUCCCUUGGGUCGUGCUCGGGCGUGGCUCAGGUUGGCUCUGAUGCAGAAGAAACUGGCAGAUUACCUGCGCUGCUUAAUUACCAGGAAAGACCUCUUGAGUGAUUUUUACGAGUAUUAUGCAGUAAUGGUAGAGGAGGAAGGAGCGGUUAUCGUUGGGCUGUUAGUAGGACUGAAUGUGAUUGAUGCGAACCUGUGUGUGAAAGGAGAAGAUCUGGAUUCACAAGUUGGAGUCAUUGACUUUUCCAUUUACCUCAAGAAUGACGUUGAUGAUUACAGAAGUGAAGAAAGAAAUGGACAAAUUGCUGCAAUGCUGGACCAGAAGAACUAUGUAGAAGAACUGAAUCGACAAUUGAAUUCUACAGUACAAAGCCUGCAAGGCAGAGUUGAUUCCAUGGAGAGGUCAAACACUAAACUGAUUGAGGAGCUGGCAAUAGCAAAGAACAAUAUCAUUAAACUACAGGAAGAAAAUCAUCAGCUAAGAAAUGAGAACACUAUGGUUUUGAUGAAAGCACACCAACAGCUAGAGGUGACGAAGGGUGACAUCGACAGUGAGCUGCACACAUACAAGCAGUCGAGAGAAGGGCUGGAUGAGAUGUACAAUGAAGCACGCAGACAGCUGCGAGAGGAGUGUCAGCUCAGACAGGAAGUUGAGAAUGAACUUGUGGUACAGGUGAGCAUGAAACAUGAGAUGGAGCUGGCAAUGAAGCUUCUUGAAAAGGACAUCCAUGAAAAACAGGACAGCCUGAUUGGUCUGCGGCAUCAGCUGGACGAAGUCAAAGCCAUUAACAUAGAGAUGUAUCAAAGAAUGCAGCGUUCUGAUGAUGGUUUGAAGCAGAAAAAUGACAUAAUAAGCAGGCUUGAGGAGAAGACCAAUCAGAUAACUGCAACCAUGAAGCAGCUGGAACAAAGAUUACAGCAAGCAGAGCGGGAACGCUGCACAACCGAGGAUGGGGCCAGGAAAUUCAAACAGGAAUUUGCCAAUAAGGCCGACAGCCUGCAAAAGCAGAUUUCCCAAAGAGAGAAGCAGCAAACUCAGCUGGAAACAGAUUUAAAAAUAGAAAAAGAAUGGAGGCAGACAUUGCAGAAUGAUCUUCAGAGGGAAAGAGAAACCGUAUCACAACUCACCACAGAGGCACAACAGAUCAACGGGCUUAAAAAGGAAUUUUAUACAUUACAAGAUGAAAAUUGUCAGCUGAAGAGAAUAUGUGAAGAGCAAGAACAAGCUCUCCAGGAGUUGGGCUACAAGCUCAGCGAGUCAAAAAUGAAAAUUGAAGAUAUACAGGAAGCAAACAAGACACUGCAGGGGGGGCAAGUGUGGCUAAAAGACAAAGAUGCUACUCACUGUAAACUUUGUGAAAAGGAGUUCUCAAUCUCCAGGAGAAAACAUCACUGUAGAAACUGUGGCGAGAUCUUCUGUAACGCCUGUUCAGACAAUGAUCUUCCUCUCCCAGCCUCACCAAAGCCAGUGCGGGUGUGUGACACCUGUCAUGCGAUGCUCUUACAGCGUUGCUCCUCCAACUUGGCAUGAGAACCAUGUCUUCAAAUGCUGUACAUGGUACACUACUAACACAGCCUUCAUUCGAAUUACAUGGAUUUUCAAGAGCAUUUUUUUAGUCUGCAAUGGAAGUGCACAAAGCCAAAAGUGAAACAAUGUUAAUCUCAGAUGAUAUGUUGACAGUUUACAUUACUUUAUCAAAAAAAUAAAUCAUUUCUACUAACAGCUCAUUAGCACUUGAACAUAAAUUACACUAUGUAACACAAUUUUUGUUCCUGGGUAGUAAGUGUUAUUUCCUAAUUGCUUAUG
Molecule: messenger RNA, 2951 nt
Organism: Polyodon spathula (Mississippi paddlefish)
Lineage: Eukaryota; Metazoa; Chordata; Actinopteri; Acipenseriformes; Polyodontidae
Product: RUN and FYVE domain-containing protein 2-like
Exons: 18
Coding region: 576-2675 (699 amino acids)
Cellular component (GO): cytoplasm
Molecular function (GO): metal ion binding
Source: RefSeq, a predicted model, not a curated record